Megalobrama amblycephala (Wuchang bream) is the source of this 1528-nucleotide messenger RNA. RefSeq lists its product as uncharacterized. The record is from RefSeq and is a predicted model, not a curated record. NCBI's taxonomy places the organism in Eukaryota, Metazoa, Chordata, Actinopteri, Cypriniformes, Xenocyprididae. The coding region runs from base 489 to 1130 and encodes 213 amino acids. The transcript is spliced from 7 exons.
ACAAAAUUUAAAUUAAAUUACACAUACUAUUUCCAGUAGGAAACACUUGCCUUCUUGAUCAGUUUUUCUAUAUUUCCUGCAGAUGCAGAAGAUCCCAACUGCGACUAAAAUCAACAGAGAUCCAGUAGAGAUCAACACUAUCAGAGAGAAUGGAGGAGCUGAAGGAGAGGAAAGGAGAGACAGUCAUUAAUAAGGCAGCAUUUUCCAGUUUUAGGACGCAGCCGAAGUCUUUGGAAGCCAGGACAGACGGAGACUGUGACAGUAGUUAAGGCUGCUGUUAUUCAUGUGUGAAUCCACAAAGAUAAGAUUUGUAUGUUUCCUCAUCCACUGUGUAGUCUGUCCAAACUAAACACAAGAAUAAAAGGUGAACGACAAAGAGGCAGGACACAUACACACACAAAGUUAAUUACCUUAAGGUCACUUUGAGGAACUUGAAGAACAAGUCUUGAUGCUCCCAAAAUAGAAUCUUACAAAACAGCAUUCCUGUUAUGCUUUCUUUAAAACUGAAAGAUGACAAAAGGAAAGAAUGUGGUAUUUCAAGACAAGAUUUCACCAGAGGAAAAGGUCUACAUGAAACAGAUUAUAAAAUUCAGCCUAUACUUACCAUAAAACAAACAAUAUUUCCACUUCAAAUUCAAUUCAAGAAUCAAGAAGGAUUUAUUUCAUCUUCACCAAAGGUUCAUCAAAGUUUGUACAUCAUCUCUGUGUUUCUGCUAUAUAUCACAGGUUCCUGCUCUUCUUCUGUGGUCAGAGUUGAAGGUUUUGUUGGAGGCUCUGCUGUCUUUACUUGUUCUAUCCCUGAAAGUGAGAUUAAGGACAAUAUAAAAAAAUUCAACCUACAUGUGAGAGACAUUGAAGGCAAGACUGUGUGUGACAUAAUUGGGGGCGACAGAACAUGUCAAGGUCAAGCUCCAGAGUACAAGGCCAGAACUGAAAUAUUACCCAAUGCUCAAAAGGAGGGUAACUUCACCAUCAAACUCAACUGGCUUAAAAAAAACGAUGCCAGGAAGUACACCUGCAUCUUCACAGGGCCAUUUCAAAAUGAAAUUUACUUAGAGCUUGAUGUCAAAGAUUGUCACGGUGCACACAAGAACAAGAUGGUAAGAUCCAAGUGCAGUGAUGUUUAUUAAAGGGAACUCCAAACACGUAAUCCAAGGAACAGGCAAGGGUCAAAAUCACAGAAACAGUCCACAAAACAAAAGGCCAGAGAAACAAACGGUGCACGUAACAAAUACAACAAACCACAACUGAGGACAGAAACAACUGAGAUUAAAUAGACAGACACUGAUUACAAAAUACAUGACAGCUGGGUGUAAUGAUGUGAUAAAUGGAUAAUGAGUCCGGCAGUGCGUUAUGGGUAGUGUAGUCAAUGGGGUGAAAACAGUCCAGGAUGGAGUGCCCUCAAGUGGCUAAUUCGGGCACUCUCACUGACGGUCGUGACAUUACCCCCCCUCAAAGGAGCGGCUACCAGACGCUCCACCAGACAAAACAAAAACGAAAAACACAAACUCAGGAGGGAGGUGGACAG